This is a messenger RNA of Acaromyces ingoldii, 1068 nucleotides long. RefSeq lists its product as hypothetical. The record is from RefSeq and is a predicted model, not a curated record. Lineage: Eukaryota; Fungi; Basidiomycota; Exobasidiomycetes; Exobasidiales; Cryptobasidiaceae. Gene Ontology annotation, biological process: tRNA modification. The transcript is spliced from 5 exons. Gene Ontology annotation, molecular function: RNA binding. The coding region runs from base 1 to 1068 and encodes 355 amino acids.
AUGCAUGGCCCUAAGAGAAAGCUCAGCGACGGAGUCCAACAACGACAAAGUAAACGCACCAAAAAAAGCGGAAAAGACAGUGGCCUGAAGAAUGGACAAAACCUCCUGAGAAGUAACGGGGCGGGGGGGCCCGGCAUCUUUCUGACGUGCGUCCGAGGUCGCGAGAGAAAGGCAGGCCUCGAACUUAUCGAUUGCCUCGAAGAGCUCGUUGAAACGCUCUAUCCGGGCGUGGAGCCGAUUGAAUGCGAUGAACAAAGGACAAAUAACCUUGACGAGGUCGACUUCGACGCACUGCAUAACGAUGUUGGAGCUCUAGGGUUCGACCGCGAGAAGGCCCCGCAAAUGACCAGCAAGGACCAAAGAGUAGCCACGGUAGACGACGACAUCGAGGAACAGAUUCAGGCUGAGCUUCGGUGUAUGGGAGCCGCGACCUCCGGGCUUGACGCCGAGUCGAAGCAGGGGAGCAGGAGGAGGACCAAGGCGCGGUGGUUCGACGUUGUCGAAACAGGCACAGACUGCCUCACCUUCAUCGCGAUAAGCCGUCCACUGUGUGCCGUGCGAUUGACGUACGCCUUUCUGGAUCAAGUUCGCUCCACUGGCCAAGCGCGAUGUAAAUUCGUUCAACGUCUCACCCCCGUCGUCGAUGUCGUCCGAGCAAACGCCGGUGAAUUGAGCAGCCUCGCCAAACGUGCGCUUAGCCAACACUUCACUGUCGAUGAGUCGCUAUCUUUCAAGAUCGAUCCUAGGCUUCGCAACCACGACGUAAUGUCCAAGGCGGACAUUAUCCGAAUAGUCCUCGCUGCGAUGCCCGAUCAUGGCGACCACAGGCCCCAGCUCACAGGGGCUCAACGUCUCAUCGUCGUUGAAGUGUACAAGUCCGUGCUGGGCGUGAGCGUGCUCCACGACUUUGAAGGAUACAGGCGUCUGAAUCCUCAAAUGAUUGCCGAGAACACAAGAAAGACGCACAAUGUUGCGGAGGACGACGGCAAAAGCGGCAACCCACCAAGUCGUGUGGCACUUUUUAAUUGCGAAGCAAGAGAAGAGAAGAGAGAAGAAUGCAGAGACUAA